AUGCCGUUCACUCAGAUGAUGUGCGCCUCUUUGUUAGCAAUCGUGUUGGGCCAAUCAAUCCUUGCAGCUCAUGACAGCAGCGGCCCUUUACAAACCAAGGAGUUCGACUAUUGGUCACAAUUCAAUUAUCGAUUAUCCCAAUGGCAAGGAGAGACUGAACGGGCAAUUGCUAACACUACUUCAAGGGUAUUCAGCUCUGGAAUAAACUCUGAUCCAGCCUACAGCUUAAGCCAGAUUCUUGCCAAUGGCACCUUCUUGGGUCCAUUUGAGCGCAAGGACACGUUUGAAAUUCAGGCCAACCUGAAGAACGUUACCAAAUCCAUCGCCAUCUCAAAAUUACUGCGCUCGAUGAAUGCUUUUGUUACCAUCUCGAACGACCCCCAUCCAAACAAGCGAUGGAACUCCAAAGAUGUUCUCUCUUACCAUAGUCCCAAUGGAACCCUCAUGAACAUCAUCAGAGCUGUCCCAGGAAAAACCAAGGCCAUCAAUGAUUUCAAGAAUGGCCAUGCCUUGUUUGAAAAACAUGGAAUUUCUACCGAGCACAUUGCGGAAGUGUCAUUUGAAUGCCAGCAAAGAUUUGGUAUUCAAAAGAACCCAGUUGGGAGCCUCUCAGAUUUGAACCGCCACAACGUCACUCAAGAUCCUACCAUUUGCUCUUUUGAUUUACCAGUCUGUGACAUGAGACUUCCAGAAUUCCAACACCAGAAGCACAAGCACAAAAGGACUGUCAAGAUUUGCAGGCAAAUUCUAGGGCUGCCGAUAUAA
Puccinia graminis f. sp. tritici CRL 75-36-700-3 is the source of this 765-nucleotide messenger RNA. RefSeq lists its product as uncharacterized. Bases 1 to 765 code for a protein of 254 amino acids. The record is from RefSeq and is a predicted model, not a curated record. NCBI's taxonomy places the organism in Eukaryota, Fungi, Basidiomycota, Pucciniomycetes, Pucciniales, Pucciniaceae. The transcript is spliced from 7 exons.